Molecule: messenger RNA, 1701 nt
Organism: Sebastes umbrosus (honeycomb rockfish)
Lineage: Eukaryota; Metazoa; Chordata; Actinopteri; Perciformes; Sebastidae
Gene: il7r
Product: interleukin 7 receptor
Exons: 8
Coding region: 87-1334 (415 amino acids)
Biological process (GO): positive regulation of receptor signaling pathway via JAK-STAT; cytokine-mediated signaling pathway; hemopoiesis
Cellular component (GO): membrane; external side of plasma membrane
Molecular function (GO): cytokine receptor activity; protein binding
Source: RefSeq, a predicted model, not a curated record
UCCUCCUUGUCUCCUGGCGGCUGACAUGAGGAGCUGUCAGCUGGUGAGAGGCAGCGUUGAGCGUUGGUCUCUGCAGCGGAGAGGAGAUGAUGUCUGGCUGCUGGAGUGCUGCUCUGCUGCUGCUGCUGGCGGGGGGGACUCGGGCUCAGAGUGGAGACGGAGACAUGGAGUCCAGAAUCAGCUGCACGUCUCACAUCCUGACGACAGAAAGCAGUCUGAGCUGUCAGCUGGUCGGAGGACGCAACGCCAACGAGGACGACGAAGAUUAUGACGCCGACGGCAUAAAGAACAUGACCGUGUGCUACGACAGAAGACAAGAGAGGAAGUGUCUGGAGGUGUUGGGGGACACCGUCACGUCCUCAGAGCUCUAUCCUUUCCUUAAGUGCACCGUGAUCGUCCACCUGAAGAGAGGAGGACGGAUCACGACCACCGUGAACCUGAUAAAGAUCGUUAAACCCAGAAGUCCUCAGGUGAAGAACGUGACCUUUGACCAGGAGUCCAACCAGGCUGUGAUCCGUAUCCAGAUUCCGUACCACAAAGAGCACCUGACACUAGACAACCAGCUGUUCCAGCUGCAGAUCUGGGCCGCCGCCGGCAGCAAGACGUUUGGACCACCGAUUCAAAACAUCUCCUCCGACACGCUGAAGAUCGACCUGCAGCAACUCCACAAACGCACCCAGUAUCACGUCAGAGUGCGAGCGCUCCCGGUGCGCGGUCUGCAGGGCACCUGGAGCGAGUGGAGCGAGACGUUCAGAUUCUUCACUCCCGCCGGAGAAACAGAGAAACAGACGGAUGAUGGACGGGAGACGUACACGCUGAUGGUGUGUCUCGUCGUUCUGCUGGCGGUGCCUUCAUGUCUUCUUUUCUUCUGGAAAUACAAAAUAUUCAGCUACGUGUGGCCGAGCAUCCCGCACCCCAAACACACGCUGGUUCACAUCUGCAACCCAAAUAAAAGCCUCUUAUUGAACCUGAAACCGGAGGAGUUCAGUGCCCUUAAAGUGGACAAAUCAGAGCCGUGUGACGAGCCGUCCAUCGCUGCUGACACAGCCGCCGUCGACCCAUCAGCUCCUCCCUGCUCCACCCAGAGCUCCUCUUCCUGCUCCAGGAGCACCACCAGCGUCAGCACCGAGGAGCUGGAGCUGUCCGCCCUGCUGAGCGGGAGCUCCUCCUCCGACGGAGAGGACGGCUUCCGGGGCGCCGGGACGUCGUCCCCCGUCCAAAUCCUCCGGCUCGGGGAGAGGCCUCGCACACCUCAGCCCGAAGGCGGCGGCGGAGGACCCGAGGCCGAGGCCGAGGCCUACGUCACCAUGUCCAGUUUCUAUCAGAUCAAGUAAGUCGGGAGGAGGACGAGUGAUGGACAGACACAAACAGAAGACUUUAUUGUCCCCGUAGGGACAACUGUCUUGGACUCAAAUGCUGCACACAUGACACAUUAUCCUGUAGCUGCUUCCACCCUAGUUAUUAUUAUAAUAAUCAUAAUAAGACCAGGAUGUUCAUCAUCCUCUCAAUCAGGAGGUCAGGACCAUAGACCUGUAGACGAAUACAUAGACCUGUAGACGAAUACAUAGACCUGUAGACGAAUACAUAGACCUGUAGACGAAUACAUAGACCUGUAGACGAAUACAUAGACCUGUAGACGAAUACCUAGACCUGUAGACGAAUACAUAGACCUGUAGACGAAUACCUAGACCUGUAGACAUA